Molecule: messenger RNA, 7760 nt
Organism: Girardinichthys multiradiatus
Lineage: Eukaryota; Metazoa; Chordata; Actinopteri; Cyprinodontiformes; Goodeidae
Product: FERM and PDZ domain-containing protein 4-like
Exons: 16
Coding region: 903-6812 (1969 amino acids)
Biological process (GO): signal transduction
Cellular component (GO): cytoskeleton
Molecular function (GO): protein binding
Source: RefSeq, a predicted model, not a curated record
CUGUGCACUGAAACACACACAAAUACACAUUUUGUUGAUAAUGAAGAGUGAAAGAAAAGGAAGUCCUUGAGAGUUUCUGUCAAAGACAAGAGGCAGAUAAAAUAAAAAAAGAUGAAAGAAGCCAUUUAAAGGUUGUGCAAAGUCAAAAAUAAUUAUGGUAAUGCACAGGGAGUUUUUAAAAAAUAGAAAACCUGUUAUGGGGGGUUACUCCUGUCUGCGUACUAAUCUGCAGAAUAAGCUUUCUUUAACCCAUCACCACUCUAUCCUUCAGUGUCUGUUUCUCUUAGUUCCUUUCUCUUUACAGCCAAGGCACUUUUCCUCCUCUGUUUGUCCCCUCCUCCAUUGUCGUCUUAUUUCAAACAAUCGGUACCCCCCCUCCCUUCUCCAUAUCCUUGUAGCCCAGAUGAUCGGAGGACAGAGCUGUAGCCAGAGAGCAUCAGUCAUCCAUCCGCUCUGAUCCUCCCUCCCUUCCCUGCCGCAGCUACGAUCGCUACACUUUCUCUUGCUCUGGGAUGUGGAGCACAUACAGAGCACUCUCUGCAGCCUCAGUUGUCCAGGUGUAGAGCGGCAGGAAGGGCUGCCUUUUCCUGGACGGAGUAGAGAGGUAAUGAUAACUCCUGCUGUACCUCUCAUCACUUUGGAAGAGUGAUGACAGAGAAACGAGACUGUCUCUCCACUGGACUGAGCUACUCGUUUGAUGAUUCUUGCUUACAUUUGAGUUCAUUUUCAUAAAUCCAAAGAGAUUCUGUAUUCAGCAGACUUCUAUUAAUUCCUGAUAUGGACCUGGGCUGACACUGGAUUGUUUCGGCUGUAAAUGUGAAGGGAUUCAGAUGUGGAUUAGAAUGCUGAUGGGAAGCACCUAAGCUUUGGGACACAGAGCUCCGUAACAGGAGCAUGUGGACAUGUUUGGCUUCUCCAAGAAGCCAAAGCUGUCUGGCCAUAGGAAUAAGACGUCAGGCUGGCCGCCUCCCGCCCCAGGCUCCUGGGGAGGGCUGCAGGGGCCCCCAUACAGCUGGGACAGCAUGAACAACACCAGGGAUGGUCGGGACUCCUUUACCAACCAAGGGUCCCAGAGCAGCUCCCUGGAGGAGGUUCACCUGGAUGGUCUCCCUCCGGCUCCUCGUCUGGUGGAGAUGAGACGGGAUCCGGUCCUGGGCUUUGGGUUUGUGGCUGGCAGCGAGAAACCGGUGGUGGUCCGUUCUGUCACACCUGGUGGUCCAUCUGAGGGGAAGCUGCUGGCGGGCGACGAGAUUAUCAUGAUCAAUGAUGAACCAGUGAGCUCAGCCCCCAGGGAACGAGUCAUCGAUCUCGUCAGGAGCUGCAAAGAGUCCAUCAUGCUGACUGUUGUUCAACCAUAUCCAUCUCCUAAAUCAGCGUUCAUCAGUGCAGCCAAAAAAGCCAUGCUCAAGUCCAAUCCGGUCAAAGUGCGCUUUGCUGAGGAGGUCAUUAUAAACGGCCAGGUCCCGAAUCCGGUGAGGGACAACUCUCUUCUGUUCAUGCCAAAUGUCCUGAAGGUCUACCUAGAAAACGGGCAGACAAAGUCUUUCCGUUUCGACAGCAGUACCUCCAUCAAGGAAGUGAUUCUGACCCUGCAGGAGAAGCUGUCGAUCCGCUGCAUCGAGCACUUCUCCCUGGUGUUGGAGGACAGGACUGAAGGUUCUGGAAACAAGCUGCUUCUCCUGCAUGAGCAGGAGACGCUUACUCAGGUUACCCAGAGGCCUGGUUCUAACAGGAUUAAGUGUUUCUUUCGAAUCAGCUUCAUGCCUCGGGACCCAGUCGAGCUACUCCGCCGGGAUGCUGUGGCGUUUGAAUACCUCUACGUACAAUGUUGUAACGACGUGGUCUUGGAGCGCUUCGGCCCGGAACUGAAGUACGAUGCUGCACUGCGACUGGCCGCUCUGCAGAUGUACAUCCUGUCCAUGACGACCAGACAGAGUCAGAAGGUUUCACUAAAAUAUAUUCAAAAGGAGUGGGGUCUGUCGCUGUUCCUGCCUCCAACUGUGCUGUCCAGCAUGAAGGAGAAAAACAUCAAGAAGGCUCUGACGCACAUCCUCAAAACCAACCAGAACCUUGUGCCUCCGGGGAAAAAACUAACUGCAUUGCAGGCCAAGGUGCAUUACCUGAGGUACAUCAGUGAACUUAAACUGUAUGGAGGAAGAGAGUUUAAAUCAAUACUUUUGCAAGGUGAGAAACAGACAGAGGUGAUGCUGUUGGUGGGCCCGCGAUACGGGAUCAGUCAUGUCAUCAACGCUCGGACCAACCUUGUAGCCCUGUUGGCCGACUUCAGCCACGUCAACCGCAUUGAGAUUCUUACAGAAGACGAGACAAACGUCCGGCUAGAACUUCAUGUCCUGGAUGUAAGACCCAUCACGCUGAUCAUGGAGUCUAGUGAUGCAAUGAAUCUUGCUUGCCUAACAGCAGGCUACUACCGCCUCCUAGUGGACUCCCGAAGAUCUAUUUUCAACAUGGCCCACUGCAACAACACAGCAGAGGAUGACACUGGUCAGGAUCGUGUCCUAGAGUGGCCGUACAGCACAUCUUUAGGGGAAAAUGAAGAACCACCACAGGGGGUGCUCUACAACAGGGACUAUCUGGACAAUGGGCAGGGGGAAAACAGCAUUUCUCCUUACCUCCAUGAAUCACAAAACCUGGAUAGCGACCAUGGGACCAGAAGUCCAGUGCCCCCUCCUCUUCCCCCUGCUACCAGGCACAAAACCCAAGACUCACCUCGGAGCGCCAAAGUUUCAUUUAUUUUUGGGGGUAACCCACCCUUGAACAGACCCAGGAACUACGAAGCAUUGCCAGAGAGCCCCGAGUCUUCAGAACCCUUCCAGUUUAGCGAGCUGACUCACGUCUACAGCAACAUUAUCACUGAGGAAGGUGGUGAGGAGCCUGUGCUGAGGGAGCUGUUUUAUCGAGACACAACAGAUGACGCAGAGGAUGAUGAGGAUGCUUCCUGCGAGGAAGACUCCACAGGUGGGACUCCAGUGGGUGAUAACAGGGAAGGUGAGGAUGACUGUGGCAACCAAAGUGCGCGGUUGCCAACAGCCGCUGGCAAAACUACUUUUCUGAGUCUCUCUGGGUCCACGGAUGAUAUCAUCGACCUCACGUCACUGCCUCCUCCCGAGGGAGACGACGGCGUCAACGACGAUGAGGACGACACUCUGCUGCAGACCCUCAACCUUGCAAUAGCGGCGCCACCACCGGGCUUUCGGGACAGCAUAGAUGAGGACACAGCCCCAGAGGGACGGCCUCUAAGCACAUGUGAUAAUGAUGACAUCCCCAUAUCGCUAAUCGAUGCUGUUCCAACACACGGGGAGGAAGAAGGAAGCAGGGGAAGUGGGAGUAGGCUAGAGAAUGCAGUCAUGGAUUCUUUACAAGCACUGGAGGAUCUAUCAGUCUCUGAACAGAGACCUCCUCGUCCACCUCCCAGCAGUAACAGCACAGGUAUUUGCACAUCUCAAGGAUUUAGCCCAGAGUCAUCAUCAGAUUCUGGCAAUGAAACCAACUCUUCAGAGAUGACUGAAAUCUCUGAACUAGCUGCUACUCACAGACUCACCGAGAGCCACAUGCGUUUGCUUGUAGCCACGAGAGAAGGAUACCAACCUUUACUUGAGGAAAAAACUGAAUUUCCAGUCUCGCCCAAUUCAAGUGCAACACUAGAAAAGAAACCCAGUAGUCCAUCUCAACACCUUCAGCCUCCAGCAGUUCCUCCAAGACGCAGCCCUCAGCUAGACCUGACAGGGUCAUCGGGGUCUGACAGAUUGGAGGCGAAAUCCCAGACUACUCUCUCGGUUACUCUCCAGGGUCCCAGUUUGACAACACCAGGAGGUAAACACCAGAAAAAGUCUGCACACUCGAGUGGAAAGUACAACACCUUCAGCACAAGGGAAGGACUUCGAAGUGACAUCAAUAGCAGACGCAGCUAUCUUGAUUUGAACCAGCGCACUUUAUUCAGCGAGCAAGAAGAAGGUCAGAGAAGACAAAAUUAUUUUGCCGCUAUAACUGAGGGUACUGGACUGACAAGCCCAGCUCGAGACCAUCGAAAUAAUCUUCGCCCUUCUUCAGUUGUUUCUGACCGCUUCUUAGAUGUUGUCAACAUGGGCGGUUGUAAUGCAGGCAAUGGAGCUGCAGCCACUGAGCAGGAUGAACAUUUAGUUGUAGCAUCCUUACUGUCCCCAAGCAAACAAUCCAGAUCAGAAGGUUCUGAACAUGGAUCAGAUACACAGAGUGACCAUCAGCCAAUUUCAAGACAACAGAGUGUGGCACGGUUGUGUGAGUACCAUCUGGCAAAACGGAUUUCAAAUUUGCAAGGAGAAGCCCACAGUUCGCUGCAGGGCUCUCUGUGCUCAUCCCUUGAUGCAGGUGGCAGCACAAACAGCAGUGCCUGUGCCACACCGACUGACUCUCCUCUUGGCCCCAGUGCAGUUGAGUCCAAACACCACCACUUGCAAAAGCAGCCACUUUCAAGCUCUUCUUCCUCCCUACUUAGAGUGCUAAACUAUGAAGACAACAAACCUGGAGUCCCUCUUGGAUUGCAGAGCCAAAACAACCAAAGCAAAGAGCUUCAUCCUCAUGCAGACCCCGCCCUCCUUCGAAAAAUGCUGCCCAACAUUCACCCCCCUCUUGCUGGGGGGGAAACAAGCCGACCCUCCUCAGCAACUCCAUUCAAGCACAAGGAGAUAACUGGUGCUGGAAGCAAGAAACACCACAAUGACAUCCAUGCUAAACAACAAGCCUGUUUUAAGGGGGUUAACCCAAUGGAAGGCAGUGAGGCCUACAGGCAACUGUUAAACUAUCUUACAGUGAGUCAGAUGCAUCAAGGAGGGAAGUUACACAGUGCAGGUAUGGGAGGGGCAGUUAAAAAAGACACCAGACGCUUUAUCACAAGCAACCCUCAGCUGGUUGAAAUGGUUAAGAACAGAGGGAGUACCACUGCUCGCUGUCCUUGUAUGCCUUCAUCUCUGUCAUCCCCAUUUCUCAGUCCUAAUACAGUAGCUCCUCAUUCAGCCACAAUGCAGUUGGCAAAUAAAAAUUCAAGGUCCUACCUUUCAGCCACACUUCCUGCCAAACUAAAGAGAAGCCCUGAUGUGCAUGUCCCGAGACUGAAUGACAGUUCAGACUUUAGGAGAGCUACCAAUGAAAGAAGGAGCUCUUUUUCUGGUCUUGAAAGUGAGCUAGUCAGAGAUGGUAUUGAUCCAGAGAAAUUUCUCUCAUACUGUAAAACACAAGAUUGUAUGAACCGUGAUGGGGCUUUAAAUCUAAGUCGAAAUCGUGACUUUCUAGGUAACUGUAAUCGCCCUCUGCCUCGCUCAAGAAGUCAACUUGGUGGCAGCACAGAGGAAUGGUUCAAACCAGACUCAAGGUCAAAACAUGCAGCGUGUCAGUCUCCUUCUCGACCUAAUGAUUCAUUUUGUUUCUCAACUGUUCCCAGUUUGAGUGGUCAACGUACAGACCUCAACGCCCUCUCACUAGGACGGGGCGACCACCCCUCAGCGUUUAUCAGACAGACAACUAGUCGGACUAGAACUACCAUUUCAUCUCCAACACCUAAUCCCCAAUCUCCACCUCCCCCGCCACCACCUCUACCGCCACCCCCUCCUUUAUCCCUGCCAGUGCAAGCAAACCCAAGCAUUAGCAACUCAGGAAUCCCUCAAGAUUCCCUUCAUCCCAUUCAGGUGCGGCAGAACCAGAACCACAUUCAGACUGUUGCACCAAUGCUGUCACAGACAGACCCCUUCAACAGUAGCAUACAACGAGGGAGAGAGCUCAAGCGUAGCUCAAGCAACGUGACAGCAGGUUCUGGAAGUGUAGAGGCUUUAUUUGAUAAACCCAUUCGAAGCCGGAGCCAGCAGCCUUUAUCAGCACCCAUGUCUCAACAAAGUGACACCAAAGUCCGCAGACAAGCAAGAAAACGCCUUUCCAAGAGCUACUCCCAAGGAUCUGUGUCUUCACAUGCAACAUGUUGGUCUACAGGCAGCGGGGUAGAUAGUAGAAGGGCAUCUGUUGCAUUUCCAUUACAAAAAGACUCAAAACAUACGAAGGGCUCUCAAAAACUGGACACCAGUCCCUGGAGAUGCAAUGGCCCCUUCAGCUACUGUUUCUUUAAACGUAAGACUGAGGGAGAAGAUGAUGAAAUUGAGUGGGAGAGGCCUAGAGGAGGCCGUGUUGGGAGCCAUAUUGACAAAAAUGGUGCUGUUGCAUCAGCUAUAACCCCCUAUGGCUCAGCAAUGGAUGAGCAGCUAUAUGGAGAGGUCCUCGAUAACAUGAGCUUUAGUGACCGUCUGGCAAGAAUCAACGCUCUCAAGGACCACAUGUAUGGCUUCCCUUCUGGGUUUAACGAUGUCCGUCGAGAUGCCAGUGAGCUCAUUGCGCUGGUGAGGUCCAGCGUUGGUCGGUGUGACCGUGGUGUACAGAUGCCUAUCCAAGAUGUUUCCCAGUACAAGCAGCUCCUAUCUGUCGAGUCGAAAGAGUUAGGCCGGGCAUGCCGGAGAAUGGCACAAGCCCAUAGUAGUCCCGAAGAGAUGCUACUAGCUGUUACAUGUAGCUUUCAGGUGCUAUGUUGUCUGUGUGAAGCUUGUAUGUGUCUAGUUAGAGGACUCGGAGCCUCAGCAUCACAGCAACAAAGAGAAGUUGUAGCAAAAGUUGACGAGGUUGUAAUGAACUAUAUUUGUUUGCUCAAAGCAGCCGAAGCUGCCACUGUCGGCGCCCCAGGGGAGCACAGCGUGAAAGCCCUGGUCCGCCACUCCAGUACCAUGUCGGCUAUUGCUAACGCACUCACCCGCUCCCUUAAAACGCUGCUAAGCAAGUAGAGGCUAUUUCCAAUGCUUUAUAGUAUGGCCUAUGCAGUCAGUAGAAGUCUGUCUUUAGACAUCUUACUGUUUUUGAGUUCUCUGAAAGAGUCAGAUGUUUUCCUGUUGUGUCUAGGUGGUUUUUAUGUCUAAAGAUAUUUAUUGCAGUUAAACAUAACAUUAAAAUGACAUAUUAUUGAAAUGCUUAAUGAGAGUAAAUAGUUUCACUGACGACAUUAUUGUAAUGUAUAUUUACAAAGCCAUACUGUUACAAACCUUUGUAAUAAAUGUACCUAGUAGAUACUCUACCCUUUUACCUGUGCAUUAUGUCACUUAUAUAAAAAUGUAUAUAAUGUACAUUAAUACUAUAUAGUUGUAUAAUUGGAAGUAGCACUUUGGUGAAGCCAUGGAGAACUCGGCUUAAUUUACUUUAAUAUUUUGCAGGGAUGAAAGGAAGUCACUUUAUGUUUAGUUAUGUAAAGUUUUAAUACAAAUAUAAUUAUAAGAAAAACUAUUUUAGAGCUUUAGGUAAAAUUUGCCAGUGUCAGAUCUCUGAGUAAAUUGUUGCACUUUUGCUUGUUUGAAAAACAGAAAGAAUAUGCUUUAAAUAGCAAAAACCUAAAUAAAGUAUCAUAACAUUGCUUUACUUUGUCAUACUUUGUAUUAUUUCUGAGAAGAAGAAUAAAAAUUGUGAAACUUCCCACAAAAUGUUUAAAAUUAUACCAAUGUAACAUCAAACAUUUUGUAGCAAUAUUUCUGACUGAUCUGACUUUGAUCAAAUGUUAUUGAUUUUUAGUUUUUCAAAUGUAAUUUAUUUUUUUUUGUUUUAGACGACUUCUUUUUCUGCUCACAUGAUUUCUUAUUGCAUACAAUCAUUCUGAAUAUCUCUUUUGAGAAAGAGGAAAUUAAAUUUGCUUUUUGUUGUUCUUGCAAUAAUCCACCAAACUAUUAAAAGAUGUUUUACAGGUA